Molecule: messenger RNA, 309 nt
Organism: Adineta ricciae
Lineage: Eukaryota; Metazoa; Rotifera; Eurotatoria; Adinetida; Adinetidae
Source: the annotation of a GenBank genome assembly
AUGGCAUUGCAGUCAGGUUCACCAAGUGUUCGUGAUGAUUAUCGUUGUUCCAUAUGUCGACAACAAAAUGCUUUUCGCUGUGAACAUGACACUCGGUAUCGUGAUCAAUUCUUAGAUAAUUUCGGUCAAGAAAAUCGUUCUGCAGCGGCGAAAACCUCUCUAGAUGCUUACAAUGCAGCAAAUCAAGAUCGUAUGAAUGAUCGAAGAAGAACUCCUCCGGCAAGACCAGUAGCCUCCAAUGGUAUUAGCAACAGAUCGACAAUUCCUCAAAAAACAAAAACAAAAAAGAAGAAAUGCACUAUCUUAUAG